AGCGGUCCAGACAAGCCUGCAAAUGAGGCGUUCCCAGCAACCCAGCCUGUCUGUCUGCCUGUCUGCCUAACGGGAGCUCCGAAGCGUCUAGAGCCCCGGGAGAAAAUCGCUACCGCUUGCAAGCAAUAAUUCUCGGGCAUAUGUCGUGAACUAGAAACUAGAAACAAAUGAGCCAGGACGCGUUUAGGUAAGCCAGGAGACGUUUGCUAACGGCGGCGAGCCACCGUAGCUUUGGCCGCUUAGCCGAGCUCGCCAGCUAACGUGUAAUUACAUGGGAACGUCCUGUUUAAAGAGCAGACACGGGUGGGCCAAAUAAGUAGAUGUGCGCCCGAGAAUGGUCUACGGGUGAUCGCGCUGUUUUUUUUUUUUUUUUUUAACGGGACAUGCGGAGUUUGCUGCCACAUUCUGGGUGUCUUCGGCUAAGUUUGUGCGGUGGCUAACAUGCUAGCUUGCAGACAAACAAGCUGCUUAGCUCGCCGCUAGGAUUUCUGCGGGGGGCUCGAAUAGCGUCACUUUUUUUUUUUUAAUUGUUGACGCCUCCAAAACGACACAGAAGCAAAUUCUUGUUUUUGUUUUUUUAUUUUUUGGGUUGGGGGGGACGGAGGGGAGGGUGUUGGGUUGUUUGGUGCUGGUGGUGUACGUCAAAGUGUGCACGACACGCCUGAAAGAGCGUUUUGACUGAUUGGAGAAGACGUUGACGAGGAGGCCGAAAAAAAAAAAAAAAGUUCCACCAAGCCACCGGACCAAAAGCCGACGCGCUCCAUCAUGGCUGCGGGCUGCGCGACAACGAUGCAGUCCCUCGCCAAAUUCGGCUUUUGCCUGGCGCUUCUCCUGACGCCGGUGGCUGCGGCACAGGGCGAGGAGAGAGAGUGUGCCUUCACGGACCAGCUGCAACAGUGGGAGGUGGAACGAAUGGCAGGGGGCGAGGGCCGGGUCUCCCCCGAAAACACCUCCAUCCGAUGUGCCAAAGGCAGCCACUGCUUUGGCCUUUGGGAGAAAAGUCCUCCUGGUGAAGUGCGACUUGUUAAACAAGGUUGCUGGACCCACCUUGGCGACCACCAAGAUUGUCGCGAUGACCGCUGCGUGGUGACCAACCUGCCUCCACAGAUCCAAAACGGGACAUACCACUUUUGCUGCUGUGGCAGUGACAUGUGCAAUGUCAACUUCACAGAGGAUUUUUUGACACCCAGCCCCACAACUGCGCAGCCCAUCUCCCCUUUCACACUGCGCUCUGAAGAGACUAUAAUUAUUGCCCUGGCAACCAUCUCUGUGCUGGCCGUCGUCGUAGUAGCCGCUUUCUUCGGUUACCGCAUGAUGCAUGGGAACAGUAAGCAAGGUCUUCACAACCUAAACAUGAUGGAGGCUGCUGGCUCUGAAAGCUCUUUGGACCUGGAUAAUCUCAAACUGCUGGAGCUAAUUGGCCGGGGGCGAUACGGCGCUGUCUAUUGCGGCUCUCUGGAUGAGCGGCCGGUGGCCGUCAAGGUGUUUACUGCUACCAACCGCCAGAACUUCCUCAAUGAGUGCUCCAUCUAUCGGCUGCCGCUGCUGGAGCAUGAUAACAUUGCUUGCUUUGUGGCUGCUGAUGAGCGUACGGGUCUGGAGGGGCGCACGGAGUACCUGCUGGUCAUGGAUUAUUACCCACAUGGCUCCCUGAGCCGCUACCUGAGUGUCCAGACCAACGACUGGAUCAGCAGUUGCCGUCUCGCUCACUCAGUGACUCGUGGCCUGGCAUAUCUGCACACUGAACUUUUUAAAGGAGACAUGUACAAGCCAGCAGUCUCCCACAGGGAUCUGAACAGUCGGAAUAUUCUCGUUAAGGCCGAUGGCACAUGUGUAAUCAUCGAUUUUGGCCUGUCCAUGAAGCUGACAGGAAACAGGCCAGCAAGGCACGGAGAAGAAGAAAAUGCUGCUAUAAGUGAGGUGGGCACGAUCCGCUACAUGGCACCAGAGGUGCUGGAAGGAGCAGUCAACCUACGGGACUGUGAGUCUGCUCUAAAGCAGGUGGACAUGUACGCCCUGGGCCUGGUCUACUGGGAGACCUUCAUGAGAUGCACCGAUCUUUUCCCCGGUGAAUCUGCACCAGAGUACCAGAUGGCCUUCCAGGCGGAAGCCGGCAACCACCCGACGUUUGAGGAUAUGCAGGUGCUGGUGUCGAGGGAGAAACAGCGGCCCAAAUUCCCAGAGGCCUGGAAAGAGAACAGCUUGGCGGUUCGCUCUCUAAAAGAGACAAUGGAGGAUUGCUGGGACCAGGAUGCCGAGGCCCGUCUCACAGCCCAGUGUGCCGAGGAACGGCUGGCAGAGCUGCUCCUCAUUUGGGACCGCUCCAAAUCCGUCAGCCCUACGCUCAACCCCAUGUCCACCACACUGCAUAAUGAAAGAAACCGUGUGACACCCAAGUCCGGCCCAUAUGCUGACCUUUCCUCCACCUACAUUGAAGAGCAUGAGGGUGUGGCUAAAAACACACAGGCCGACACUACUGGGUCUGCAAGCGGACGAGUGGCGGUCGGAGUCGGGGAGAGAAACAGGAACUCCAUCAACCAAGAACGCCAGCAGCAAGCAAAUGCCCGACUGCCAAGCCCAGAAGGUAGCAGCACCAGUGGAGCUGGCUUGGGCCUGAGAGGGAGCCCCUCUGCCUCUACCACAACCACCACGAUUAUUUCUGAGUCUGAAGGGACAUCAGGGGGAGCCACAGUCCCUGUCUGCCUUCACCUAACCCAGGAAGAUUUGGAGACCACCAAGCUUGACCCUAAAGAGGUGGACAAGAACCUGAAGGAGAGCUCCGACGAGAACUUGAUGGAGCACUCACAAAAGCAGUUCUGCUCACCAGACCCGCUGAGCCCAGGCAGUUCUAGCUUGCUGUAUCCCCUUAUCAAGAUGGCCAAUGAGGCAUCAGGCAUGUCAGACCCUGCUGCUUCUAUGCCUGCCACCAUCUUCCCUCUACCAAAGCAGCAGAAUCUGCCCAAAAGACCAUCCAGUUUGUCCCUUCGCAACAAGCCCACUAAGAAGGAGUCAUCAUCCUCUUCACUGAGAUUUAAGUUUGGACGGUCUGGAAAAUCCAACCUACGGCAGGUGGAGGGAUCAAAAAUAAACAGUGGAGGAGUACCAGUUCCAAACAUGGCGGCUGAGGCUCAUCAGGGCACAACCAUAAACAACAUACCUGCUUUGCAAGACGUGCAUGCCAACGGAAGCAUAAAUGGCACCAUUAACGGUCAGAUCAGCAGCACCAUCCCUUCUGUGGCCACAGGUGGCGAUACAGGUUUUGGAGGAUCCAAUCUAAUUCCGAAUGGAACUGGAGUGUUACGGUCCGAAGACAGUCGCCUCAGCUUUGGUAUCAUCACAGCCAGCCCAGACGAACACGAGCCACUUCUAAGCCGGGAGCAGCCAGAUCCCAGCGAGGUGUCUUCGAGCAUGGCCGUGCUGCGCUCAGCCCGACCGAACACUAACAACAACAACAACAGCAACACAGACUGCGGCGACGGCGAGAGUGGCGGAGAGAGCGAAGGGGGAGACGAGGACACAAGUGCCCAGGCCGAAAGUGGGGAUGUCUGCGGGCCCACGGGAGAAAGCAUGGGGCCCCGUCCCGGAGCCACAGACUUCCCGGUCACCAUGAGAGAGGACUCCAUGCUCAGGCAGCCCAGAGCUCGCAGACCUGAAAGACCCAACUCCUUGGACCUGUCCUUCACCACGCAGGACUUAGCCUCAUUUGGUGAGGUUUUGGGGCAGCCAGACAGCGCCUUAGAUACAGGCGAAAAGAUCAAGAAACGCGUCAAGACACCGUAUUCACUGAAGAAAUGGCGGCCGACGUCGUGGGUCAUCUCGACAGACGCCAGGGGCCUUGAGGUCAACAACAACGGGUCUGGUCGUAGCCAAGGCCACUGCCACAAUCGGCCCAAGUCCACUUCAGCCAUCUAUUUCCGUGGCGGAGAUUUUGUCGGCGAGCGUGGCGACACACACGUGUGAGCAUACCACCCUUUGAUGAAGACUGAACAAACCAACUGAGCAUUUUUUUCGGGGUGGGAGGGGAAGGGGGGGGGGGGGUCUGCUCACCUCUAAAUCAGCAAGAGGAAGCUACGGGGAGUCGCGUGCCCUAAGAAUCGAAUCUGGUCGUGCAGCAGUUAAGGUCUCGCUGCUGUGUCUUUUUGACGACACCAUUGCUUUAAACUGAAUCCAAGCUAUGCAGCAUUCUCUCCACCCGCAUCCUGCAUCGUAUCAUCGUCGUGUGCGUCCGCUCUUCACAAGCAGCCAAGUCCUUUAGUUCCGCGUGCACUUUGAGCCGACCAAAUCGCCGUUUGGUCCCGCUCUGUCCCAUCAUGACUGCACGGCCGCAUGGUCUCCUGACAUGGCGGCAAAAUACAAUCAAAGCGCUCAUUUUUUUUGUUUUGUUUGGACUCGUGCAAAGCCCUGUUGAGAAGAAGAAACGGUCUUAAAAGACAAAACUGUUCAUUUGUAUUUCUUUGUUAUUGUACGCAACAUAUUUUGUCCUUCACUAUUCAUCAGGGAUGGGAAUUUUCCGCGGAAUUCCGCCGAUUUUGGCGCCGCCAAGGUCAUUUAUGUAAUAUAAUGCCAAUGUGUGAAGGCACCAGAUUGGCUAGCUCUACUAUCAGCUGACGACAUCAACCAAUGACAUUGCCCGUUAUAGUCGUCUGCACGCGUCGUUUGCCGACUAUAUCUAGUCCCUGAUCCUCAAUUAUUCUGAGCGUUUCUGAACUCGUAUUCUGUUUAUAUUGGUUGUGCUUAUCGGCGAUUAAUCUGGAAAGAAAACACAGUAGCUCUCAAUUAACACGUUUCUUUAUUGACAAAACAGUUUCAGACAUGCUUCAUCAUUGAAAGAUAUCGAUAAGGGCGUGAGAAACAAGUGGAACUGGGCAUGGCUCGAUAUAUCCAUCAUACUGAAGGUGAAGAUUAACAACAAUAUCGUAGAAGUAGACGAGCUGAUUAGCGAUUUCAUUGCAAAGUGCGAUGAACCGGGACGUGCUCAGUGCUUAUAUUGCAAGGACGUUGUGAAAUAUGGAUCUCGGGGAAAGGUGGCACUCUUUGACCACGAGAAAUUAGCAAGGCUUCUAAGUAAAGUGAGUUUACGGAGAAGUAAUUUUUCACUGGGAUCUGCCUUUAAGCCCAAGUCAAACAUCGUCACAAAUGCAGCCUCAAAUCAAGUAUCGAAGCCUCCCACCUCCGACUCGGCUCCUCUCACACCAAUCUACGACAGACGAGUCCAUUCAGAGAUACAAUACACCAGGGGUAGGGAACCUAUGGCUCUAGAGCCAGAUGUGGCUCUUUUGAUGACUGCAUCUGGCUCUCGGAUAAAUCUGAGCUGACAUUCCUUAACACGAUAAGUAAAGAAUAAUUCCACUUGUAAUCACAGUGUUAAAAAUACCGUUCAAAAUAUAAAACAUUAUCAUGCUUUUUUAUGUUCAAGAAGUUGCGUCAAUGGUAAGUAGUAAUUUAUUUAUUAUUGGUUAGUGUGGGGCUUGCCCUCCUGAGGGUUCUUCAGACCAUCAGGCACCGACAUUAGAGCCCUUUUCGGGGUUAUAUUAUUGUUUUAUUUUUCAAUAAGUCUCUCAGUUGCUUUCCAGCAAUUGUAUUUUUCUCUCUCGCUCGCGCUCUGGCUCCAGCCUCCACCCCGUCUCUCCUCCUGGCUGCUGCUUAUAACAGAGCGACAGGUGAUUAGAUAACAAGGCCCAGGUGGGCCAUCUACGCACCUGUCGCUGAUUUCGAGGCCGGUCCUGGGACACCCAAGUUUGCUGCAGGCCCACAGGCCACGCCCCCACCACAGUUAGCUUCAGAAUAACAAUGUUAUUACAAAGAAUAAGAGACCUAUUAUACUCUAGAAAUGUUGGUCUUACUUAAAAAUGCACACGUUUAGUUGUGUUCAGUGUUAUAAAAAUAUUAUAUGGCUCUUACGGAAAUACAUUUUUAAAUAUUUGGCUUUCAUGGCUCUCUCAGCCAAAAAGGUUCCCGACCCCUGCAAUACACGAUCUUAUGUAUUUCAAAAUUUGUGUAUUUUGAAUUCUGGUUAAUCCAUUUGUUGGCCUAUUUUUGUCUAUAAUCCAAAAGUGUGCAAGAAUUUGAUAUAUGUGUAAACUUGUAUACAUAAAUUUCAUAACACGUUUUUAUGAAAAUAUUUGCUAAUAAAUGUGAAAUUUUGGUCAGGAGAAUAUUGUUAGAUUUUGACUCAAAAUAGCAGGAAAUGCAUCCUAAGCUAACAUAGAUUUCAAAAUGUUUCUGGGGGGCCAUGCCAGGCGAGUGCACUCGGGUGCGGCCGCUGUGCGGCGUUCCGCAAAGCGCUGUUUUAGGAUUUAAAAAAUUUCAGCUGAUUUUGUAAAUCUUCAUUCCCAUCCCUGAUUCAUGCUAUCAUUGUAAUUGUGCAAUGACAUUUAGAUUUUAGAUGCUUUUGCUCUUUUAGCAUCCUUGUUAUUUUGGACAUUGUUUUUAACCCAUAUUUUAAAUAUGUCAAUCUUCUUUGCACUUAUGAUUAGUCACAAUCGUCAUGCUUCAUGCUACUCUUGUGAACCCACCCCUAAGGAGAAACAAAUGACAAUCCUUCUCUUUUUCCUAAGGAGGGUAUAAACAAUCAAGCUCAUCUGACAGGAAGCGUUUUCCUGGAACUUUAUCACCCCUAUUCCCCACAAUCACACUAUCAAUGGCAUCUUUUUUGUGUGCUCACAAUCUUGUCCCAGUGCGACCUGACUUCUGUUUAACUUUCUGGAUGUGACGGAAAUUACAACCCAGAGACAACAAGACCUGUUGUGCUCUUUGGAAGUGUGCUGGAAAUAAAAGAAAGACAACCAAAUCCUUUCCGAAGCACGCUGAAUAUAAUUUCUGUUCCUACUGGUUGGUUACAUUGCUUGGUAUUUGAAUGGGUGAUUCUGUGUUUUGUGCGUUUAAGUAAGUUGCUUUGCUGGAGUCCAGCGCUGUACACUCAAUGCUUGUUUUCAUCGUGUAUCCUCUGUGCCACGUCAGGACCGAUUAAAAAAAAAAAAAGAAAAUACAAAAAUUCAUUUCUGUUUUUGUAAUUUGUAUGUAAGAAGAAAAAAAACAUUUAUUUGCAUAACUUUUAUGGGAUUCUGUGUUGUAGUCAAUGCACAUUGAUGGCCUUUGAUUCCAUUGCUUUACAUUUGCUCAAUACAGUUUCUGUAAAAAAAAUAAAAAUGUCAAGGUAUUAUUGCAGAAAUAAAUCUCAAUAAAUGUGUGAAAUAUUUAA
This is a messenger RNA of Nerophis ophidion (straightnose pipefish), 7201 nucleotides long. RefSeq names its product bone morphogenetic protein receptor type-2-like. The coding region runs from base 766 to 3960 and encodes 1064 amino acids. The record is from RefSeq and is a predicted model, not a curated record. Gene Ontology annotation, cellular component: signaling receptor complex; plasma membrane. The transcript is spliced from 13 exons. Gene Ontology annotation, molecular function: ATP binding; transforming growth factor beta receptor activity. Lineage: Eukaryota; Metazoa; Chordata; Actinopteri; Syngnathiformes; Syngnathidae. Gene Ontology annotation, biological process: vasculature development; BMP signaling pathway; protein phosphorylation.